AGAAGGGACAGCAGUUGGCACGGCCUGUGAAGAGGAGGCUGUUUAUAGACUGGGCAGCACAUGGCAAUGAGCAGGGCUGAGCGCGCCACGAGCGCGGUCCCUGCGUGGUCUUUCCCCUGCCCCUCCCGCUCCGGCCCGUCCUCGCCCAGGACUGUCCAGCAAGGAUGGUCCAUUUUAUCCACGGGGAAUGGGAAGAGCAGGAUCGGAACAGGUCCGCGGUCCGUCCUGGGGUCUGGUUCCCUCGGCGGGGGGUUCUGCAUGCAGAGUCCAUUCUCCCACGGGGCGCGGGGAAACCCGCCGCCCGGACACCGUUCCCGGAGGUCCGGGGAGAGUCAAAUGACCUCCGUUUCCAUCUCGCCUUCCACCUUCUUCUUUUGCUUCUCCAUCACGGCCUCCAGCUCUGACACGUUCUCUUUAUCCUCCAGCAGCACGCGCUGCACGGUGACCUGGCUGUACACGCGGGCGCCCUCCUCGGGGCUCACCGCGCGGAACUCCUCUUUCUGCAGCGAGAAGAUCUGCGCGCCGGUCAGCACUCCCAGCGCGUCCACGGUCCUGAGCAAGGGCAGCGAGGCGCGGUCAGCCUGCCGGCCAAUCAGAACGCCAGCCUCCCAAGCCCCACCAAUCACGUCAUGCCGGGCCAGCCGUUUGUCCAAUCAGGAGCAUUCUAGCUGGUGCUCCUGAAUCCCCACCCACCAAUCACAGCGUGCCACAGGUGGGCGGGGCAUCCUACUUUUGAGGGAGGCGGGACUUCCCUAGAGGCUCCAAUUGGAGCGUGGGAAACCAUGCCAAUCACAACCUGCCAUUCCCUGUGGCAACCAGACACCCUCGCUUUGGGCCAAUCGCGGUCCCCCGCGGUCCGCCACGCUGCCCUCUGGGCCAAUGAGAACACCUCGCCUCCAGCGCCCGAAUC
Myotis brandtii (Brandt's bat) is the source of this 910-nucleotide messenger RNA. RefSeq lists its product as uncharacterized. The record is from RefSeq and is a predicted model, not a curated record. Lineage: Eukaryota; Metazoa; Chordata; Mammalia; Chiroptera; Vespertilionidae. The transcript is spliced from 2 exons. Bases 61 to 681 code for a protein of 206 amino acids.